This is a messenger RNA of Dermatophagoides farinae (American house dust mite), 967 nucleotides long. RefSeq names its product jagunal (gene jagn). The record is from RefSeq and is a predicted model, not a curated record. Gene Ontology annotation, biological process: vesicle-mediated transport; endoplasmic reticulum organization. NCBI's taxonomy places the organism in Eukaryota, Metazoa, Arthropoda, Arachnida, Sarcoptiformes, Pyroglyphidae. Gene Ontology annotation, cellular component: endoplasmic reticulum membrane.
UCGUGCAAAUUUGUUGUACACAUGUUUUUAAAUUCUUUUUUUUUUCAUUUUCAUUGUUUGGAUUCCAUCAUCAUCGAUUUAAAUCAGACAAACAAACGACGAAAAACAACAAGGAAAUUCAAUCAUCUAUUCUGACUACGAUUCUGGAUAUUUGUUCUGAUUUUUUUCUCUUUUUUAAUUCCAACCAAAAAACAACAACAUCUGCUAGAAAAAAAUGGCUUCCAAAGGUAAAUAUGUUAUCGGUACGGAUGGUACAGAUUAUCAACAUCGACAACGUGUUGUAUCAGCUCAUUCAUUCAGUGCCAUAUCAAAACAUUAUCUAAAGAUUACAUUUUAUCUACAUUUUCUUCUUUAUCUAUUGAUUAUAUUAAAAUUAAGCGAAGAUAUAUUGGAUCGUAUGGAUAUAUUCAUAUUGGAAUUACAAGAAUUAGAGAUACCGAAACCAGAUAUAUGGGAAUGGACAUAUGGUUUAUCAUUUUUAUUCACAAUAUUUGGUGCACGUGCUAUACGUACGAAUUCAUUUCGUAUGAUUAAAUAUUAUCUAAUGGGUAUCGGUUUAUUUGCAUUCAUACCUAUUGUUUGGGCACAGCAAAUUUAUUUUAUGGAUUUUUAUAAUUUUAUUUAUGAACGUGACAUUACAAAAUUACAAUUUGUUUGGCAUAAUCUACCAUUAUCGGUUAUAUUUGAAGCAUUUUCAAUAAUCGCCAUUCAGGUUCAUAUUUUUCAAUUAUAUUAUGCAUAUAAAUUGUAUAAAUUAUGGAAACCAUAUUCACAACGUCGUCAGCAGCAGCAACAACAACAACAAUCAUCAUCAUCAUCAACAACAUCGUCGUCGUCGUCAUCGUCAUUAUCACCAUCACAAGUUCAAAAUUCAUCCACCGCAAUAAAUAAUGGUGAACGGAUGAAAAAAUUCAACUAAAGAAAAAAAAAUUGCCUGUUCUCUUUCUCUCUAUCUUUCUCUAUGCAU